Messenger RNA from Erigeron canadensis, 1130 nucleotides. Its product is annotated as 60S ribosomal protein L10-like. Lineage: Eukaryota; Viridiplantae; Streptophyta; Magnoliopsida; Asterales; Asteraceae. The record is from RefSeq and is a predicted model, not a curated record. The transcript is spliced from 4 exons. The coding region runs from base 168 to 830 and encodes 220 amino acids. Gene Ontology annotation, molecular function: structural constituent of ribosome. Gene Ontology annotation, biological process: translation; ribosomal large subunit assembly. Gene Ontology annotation, cellular component: cytosolic large ribosomal subunit; ribosome.
UUUUCUUAUUCUACUUUCCAGAAAAUUCGUUGUUGAUCUGUACCAGAAAGAACGUGUAUUUCUGAUCGUUGAUUUAUUCCAUCAUCUAUUUUUUCCAAUAUAUUUGUAGUUGCAGCCACACAAAUCGAACAAACUUAACAACAGAUCAAUCGCCUACUUCACUCACUAUGGGAAGACGGCCUGCAAGAUGCUAUCGCCAAAUAAAAAACAAACCAUACCCAAAAUCUCGAUUCUGUCGUGGUGUCCCUGAUCCAAAGAUAAGGAUCUACGACGUGGGCAUGAAAAAGAAGUGUGCUGAUGAACUCCCAUUUUGUGUUCAUUUGGUUAGUUGGGAAAAAGAGAAUGUGUCAAGUGAGGCACUAGAAGCUGCACGAAUCGCGUGCAACAAGUACAUGGCAAAACACGCUGGAAAAGACACGUUCAACUUGAGGGUUCGGGUCCACCCUUUUCAUGUGUUGAGAAUCAAUAAGAUGUUGUCGUGUGCUGGGGCUGAUCGGCUCCAGACUGGCAUGAGAGGUGCCUUUGGGAAACCACUAGGGACGUGUGCUCGUGUUAGCAUUGGUCAGGUGCUUCUUUCGGUUAGGUGUAAGGACAGCCACAGCCACCAUGCUCAGGAAGCUCUGCGUCGAGCCAAGUUUAAGUUCCCUGGUCGCCAAAAGAUUAUUGUUAGCAAGAAAUGGGGAUUUACAAAGUUUAGCCGUCAAGACUAUGUGAGGUGGAAGGCGGAGAACCGGAUUGUGCCAGAUGGUGUCAACGCCAAGCUUCUUGGACGACACGGACCAUUGGCAGAUCGCCAACCAGGAAGGGCGUUUCUCACAUCAACCACUUGAGAAGUUUAUGCCAACGAUGUCUGACCAUCAAAGGAUUAAACUUGGUUCUGUCUGUCUAUGGUGAUACUACGUACUCAAUUCUUUUGUCAGCUUGAAGGAUGGUAUAUGCUAGAGCUAAAAGUAGUAGUGUUUGUGAAAAUAAUUUGAUAUAUAAUGUGGCAAAUUUAGUUGCCCCGUUUACUUGGAAGACAUAUAUUGAAAUAAUAGAGUAUAAUCAUACGAGUUUAUUUUAAUAAAUGAUGUAAUCGUGAUUGAACUAAACGAUUGUAGUAUGAUUAUGAAGAGGCUUUGUGUGUAUUA